AUGGACGCAGAAACUCCCGGCCCGUCCCCUGCUCAAGCACCUGCACCUGGUCGUACAGAGGGGCAUUAUCGACUUCCGCAUCAUGCCAGGGAGAUUGAUCGAUUGCGCCGCCAGCACGAGCACAUCAAGAGCUGCUGCAAUGGCGAGCUGCUUGGCUUUCCCUUGCCGCCUUCAACCCAGCCUCUCCGGGUGCUAGAUAGCGGCUGUGCAGACGGCAACUGGCUUCUGGACUUUGCAUCCCAGCAUCCGCAACGACAAUUCAGCCUGCAUGGUGUUGACAUCGGCUCCCAAUUGUUUCGGGACGACCCCAGGCUAGACCUUCGCAAGCACAACAUUACCCAGCCUCUUCCUGAGGAGUGGAAAAACUCCUUUGACAUCAUCCACCAGCGUCUUCUCGUCUGGGCCCUCAAGAAAACCGAGUGGCCCACUGCCAUCCAGAAUCUGCGCGACGUACUGAAGCCCGGUGGACGCAUCCAGCUUGUGGAGUGUAACUGGCUGUAUCCUGAAGUUUGGGCACCGGAUUCAGAACUGCGUGGGCUUGCGCUGCUCAAACUCUGGUCAACCGAGUCGGUGGGUAUGGAUUGCUAUGUUGGCGAGAAGCUGGAGAGCCUGCUGGAGGAGGCAGGGUUUGAGGAUGUCACUGCGGUUUGUCAUGAACUGGCAUACGGAGCUGCCGUCAAGAUACCAGAAAAUCGAAAUCGAUCGGUGGAGUUCUGGGAAGAAGCGCUUCGCCAUCAAGCUACUCAAAUGGGGGGUUAG
This is a messenger RNA of Uncinocarpus reesii 1704, 759 nucleotides long. RefSeq lists its product as uncharacterized. The coding region runs from base 1 to 759 and encodes 252 amino acids. NCBI's taxonomy places the organism in Eukaryota, Fungi, Ascomycota, Eurotiomycetes, Onygenales, Onygenaceae. The transcript has 2 exons. The record is from RefSeq and is a predicted model, not a curated record.